GAAUACAUCAUCUCAGACUCAUACUAUCACCAUGUCGUAUACUAUCAGCAUACCAGAAUCCAAAGUUGCAACCAUAUCCCACAAGGUCGACCGGUGCAUGCCGUACAUAAGCGUGCUUGUUCUCCUCUGCUCGCUCUCAUUACAGAAAGUGUUCACUAUUGACACAUCAAUUGCAAACACAUUGCACAACUCUUACAUAUCAUUGACAGCUUAUCUGUGCUACUGUAUCUUUCGACGUUUGGACGUCCCAUUGUACUCUUCGCCAGAGUCACCAGGGAAGAAGUAAAUUGAUCGAGGAUCGAUUUAUUUAAGGGCAAUUUGAGGCUUGAGAGGAAUGGGGGACUUAGGUCUGGGAGUUAUGCCGCGAGAUGGAGGCGUGGGAAGACAAUUUGUGAUUGGCAUGGCGGUGAUAUAUGAAUUUGUACUUACAGUGAGAGCAUCAUGAUGCUCGUAUGUGCUGUAUUUCUACCUAUGUAGCUUCGGGCUAACAUGGAAAAUGGCACACGAAAACUGAACAUACUUUUUAACUUCAAAUAUCAACACAGGAAUGUUA
This is a messenger RNA of Botrytis cinerea B05.10, 553 nucleotides long. RefSeq lists its product as hypothetical. NCBI's taxonomy places the organism in Eukaryota, Fungi, Ascomycota, Leotiomycetes, Helotiales, Sclerotiniaceae. The record is from RefSeq and is a predicted model, not a curated record. Bases 32 to 286 code for a protein of 84 amino acids. The transcript is spliced from 3 exons.